UAUUUGAUUCCUAGUUUCUUCUUCUCUUCUCUGUACCCUUGUCUAUCUGCAACUUCUUUUCUUCUCCCGUUCUCCUCUCCUCUCUCGACCCUUUCAUGCAGAAGAAACCCGCCUCUCUCCGUUGAGGAUUUGAGAGCCCUUAUUUUUAUAAUUGAUUGAAAGGAAAAUUGAUAUCCUCCAUUGAAAUUGCAGGAGAUAGUUACACGAGUCCAUCAAAAGUCUCCUUGAAAAGGAAAUAAGAAUUACUGGAAAUGGAUGCUCAAGCGAGGAAGAAAGCAUUGUUUCGAGCAAAAUUGAACGCACAAAAGCAGGAAAAGCAGCGGAUUGAUUCUCCCCUUGUAAGGUAUAAUGAACAUGAUCAACCUGUAUGUCGAGUUUGUGAAGUUGUCGUCAAAUCUGAGUCACUUUGGCCUGCUCACCUGGCUUCUCGCAAACACCAUGAGGCUAUUGAGAAGCUCAAAGCCAAUGCUGCUGCAGUAAACCGGCCUAAUAAUACUAAACCUGAAGAGUUGCCGAAGCCUAAGCCUGAGUCAUCCAGAGAGUUGAAUGAUAAAUACGAGCCUUAUGCACUGCCAAAACCUCGAUCAUCUACUUUGCCUCCGGAUUUUUUUGAUAAUCAUGAGUCAAAGAAGCAGAAAAUGGAAAGGGAUUCCGGCAAGUUUGGAGACCCGGAUUCUCAUGAAAAAGAUUCUGUUUCUAUGAAGACCCAAGUUGUGGAGGAAUUUGCCUCUGAGAGUGGGAUUGACGGGUCAUCUGUUGCUGCAUCUAUGCAAAUGAGAAAUCCUGAAUUUCCAGCUUCCAAGGAUUUCAGGCAGGUGCCAAGAACAGACACUGGUUCAGAAACUAAGCAAGUCAAGGGAGCUCUUCCUGAAGGUUUUUUCGAUGACAAAGAUGCUGAUUUACGUGCCCGGGGUAUUACACCAGUGAAGCCAGAUGUCAAGGAUGAAUACAAGGAGUUUGAAAAGUUAAUCCAAGAGGAUUUACAGGAGGUAGAUAAUCGUUUGGAGGAAGAAGAGUUUGACGCAGCUGAGAUGAUUGAAGAGGAGGAGACAGUUGAACAGAGGGGCUAUAUCAAGAGAGUGGAAAUGUUAAGAAGGAAGAAGCUGGAACUUAGGGCUUCUAAAUUUGCUGGUGGUGCUAAAGAUACUGAAGUCACAGGCAAGGAAUCCAACCACAAAGAUUCAUCAAGUGAUGAUGAAGACGAUGAGAAUUUUAAAGUUGAUUGGAGAUCAAAGCAUCUUUAAACACUUCCUUUUCAUUUGCAGAUUGAAGCUUUUGGUGAAGUGGUUUUAAUGAAAUUGCAGUGCAGCUGCUUUCCACCCAAGUAAAUUGUCCUCGAUAGUUUCCAGUUUGACCAAUUAUCAAGCUUUUCUUUGCUUUGCCGUGGCGCCUGCCUACACUGUGAGUAGUACAUGUUUGACUGCUGGAAACUUGAAAAAUUCCAUAAUACAGAGCUGCCGAAAAUUUAACUUGUACCGUUAUUUAGCUUUAACCUUAGUCGACUAUUAGAAACUGCAAACCUCCUGGCAGCAGCUAACGACAAUGUACGUGUCUAUGAGCUAGAGUGGUUUUGCCUUCCUGAAGGUAAUGAAAUUCAUCAAUCAAACAAGCACUUAAACAUUUUUCAACACACGGACGUUUAGUUGGGAAGUACUGCACGGUUUACGUUUUCCAGCUUCUUUAUACACAACAGUGCUGUCAUAUAUAGUUAGGAAAGGAGUGGUCUGGCAUAAAGCUGUAGACAUUUGUGCUUUAUUUAAUAUAUGCAUGCUGAGUAAUUUUCCGUUUCACCAUUGCUAGCGGUGUAAUUGAACUUAACUUCGUUGCAUUGUUCUUAACUUAGUGUUCUCUA
Sesamum indicum (sesame) is the source of this 1852-nucleotide messenger RNA. Its product is annotated as zinc ion binding protein. Lineage: Eukaryota; Viridiplantae; Streptophyta; Magnoliopsida; Lamiales; Pedaliaceae. Gene Ontology annotation, biological process: mitotic DNA damage checkpoint signaling; mitotic DNA replication checkpoint signaling; nuclear DNA replication. Gene Ontology annotation, molecular function: zinc ion binding; nucleic acid binding. Gene Ontology annotation, cellular component: spliceosomal complex; nucleus. The record is from RefSeq and is a predicted model, not a curated record.